Solea senegalensis (Senegalese sole) is the source of this 1339-nucleotide messenger RNA. RefSeq lists its product as uncharacterized. Bases 281 to 847 code for a protein of 188 amino acids. The transcript is spliced from 4 exons. The record is from RefSeq and is a predicted model, not a curated record. Lineage: Eukaryota; Metazoa; Chordata; Actinopteri; Pleuronectiformes; Soleidae.
AGAGAGAUGGGCGUGUUGUAGGAGUGAGUGUAACACUGAUCUUUACAAAUGUUUAAUUUUAAGCCUUCUCACUCUCAUCCUGUUACAACGUCUGCAGAAUGACCUUAAAAGUGAUGAACCAAGGGUGGAGAGAGCACCAGAAAAUAUGAGAGAGAGAGAAAAGAACAGAUUUGAACAGUGACUGAGAGAAGAGGAGAGAGACGCAAAGUCAUCUUUUACUCAAACUACAUCUGAGACUUGACUCGUCAUCAUCAUCAUCAUUCAGACUCGUCUGCACAUCAUGACCCCUCCCUCGCUCUUGAUGUUGCUGAUGGCGGUUGCCAUGGUAGCUGCCGUCAGAGAGAAUGAACUGGAUUAUGGGCACUGGAACUACAGAGAAGGAGCGGACAGUGUAAAUGUGGCCUCAGUGCGCAGCGUGACCAGAGUUUUAGACGCUUGGGGAAAACGCAUCUUUAAUGAGAUCAAGACUCUUCUGCACUCACAGCCCAGCACACUGCUGCCCGACUACUCCAGGGUGCGCCCUCUGUCCGAGUCAGUGAACGACCUGUUUAGAGAAGUCUCCCUGCUGCACCGGCGCAUCACUGAGCUCUCUCAUCGCCUAGCAACACUGGAACCCUUCCUCCGUCACCACGGCUACCGGGAGGAGGGGGGGGAGGCGAAGGAGGCGGAGGAGGGUAUUGGGAUUUUGGCACCUCAGAGCCUGAGAGGAGAGGUGGCGAGCCUGGCCCGAAACACUCCAGGGACGGGGGUGAGGCGUAGCUCUCCGAGAAGGAGCCGGGUGGUGAGGAGGAGACGGGUGAGAGUCCUGAAGAACGGAGAAGUGAUGCUGGUUCAGAGUGACAGAUGAAGAAAUGAAAAAAAAGAAAGCUCUGCCAAUAUUAUGUAAUCUAUGAAAUUCAUCAUUGAACUGUAUAGAUGUAUUUUUUUUAAUGAAAUAUUAUGUUUGAUGAUUGAUCUCUUUAAUAAAAUGUCAUCACUUUUUCAUUGUUGAACUGUUGAUGUCAUGACAUGACAUACACAGGAACACACUCCAGGCUUAAAUACUCUUAAAAACAAAUAUUGUCCAGCUUUAAGUGUGAUUUUUCCUGCAUCUGAUUUUCUGGUGCUUUCAACUGAUGGACUUACUUACUUUUUAAUUGUCGGUGUUUUCACGUGUUGUCUUGCUUUAUUAUAAUUUCUUUUAUUGAAUGACACAUAAUCACAUUAUGUAGACUUAAAGGUCCAGUAUAUAAUAUUCUGUAGGGUUCAUUGGCAACAAUAUGCACGACCCAUAAGUAUGUAUGUAUGUAAAAGUGUACAUAAUCGCUUUGAAAUAAAUACAAUUUUCCUAGAAGAAGAG